Messenger RNA from Hymenoscyphus albidus, 1410 nucleotides. Lineage: Eukaryota; Fungi; Ascomycota; Leotiomycetes; Helotiales; Helotiaceae. The record is from the annotation of a GenBank genome assembly.
CUUGCCUGAAGCUCAAUGGCAACGCGGGAUCAACUAUCUAUCUCCCCAAUCCGCAAGUAACAGCAAGACAUCUCCAUCCAUCCUCUCAACCUCCCAACACGCCAUUAUCCACAUCCAGCGAGUUCGCAAACCAUCCAAGAUGGCGCUUGAUAGCUUCUUCCAUAAUAAGAUUGAGAGCAUGAAGCUCGAAAUCAUUCAAGGACAAGCUGUUCUCCGAAGACUGGAAGCUCAGAGGAAUGACUACAACUCCAGAGGUAAGGCGCAUAGGUUAUCGCACAACGGGGCAAGUUUAACAAAACACAGUGCGACUCCUAAGAGAAGAACUCGGGUUAUUACAACAGCCAGGAUCAUAUGUUGGGGAAGUAGUCAAAGUAAUGGGCACAAAAAAGGUGUUGGUCAAGGUUCACCCAGAGGGCAAAUACGGUAUGCACGAUCCUACAACCACUUCUGGUACGCGAAGCUGACGAUUGCGCAGUGGUGGAUAUAUCAGAUAAUGUCGACAUCACGAAACUCACCGUUGGAAAGCGGGUUACUCUCCUCUCCGAUUCCUACAAACUCGAGAAGAUGCUUCCAUCAUCCGUCGACCCGCUGGUAUCAUUGAUGAUGGUGGAGAAGGUUCCCGACAGCACAUACGACAUGAUUGGAGGGUUGGAUCAACAGAUCAAGGAGAUCAAAGAGGUCAUUGAGCUUGGUCUAAAGCAUCCCGAACUUUUCGAGUCGCUCGGUAUAGCACAACCUAAGGGUGUUCUACUUUACGGACCUCCUGGAACUGGAAAGACCUUACUCGCACGAGCUGUGGCACAUCAUACCGACUGUAAAUUUAUUCGAGUUUCGGGUUCGGAGUUGGUGCAGAAGUAUAUUGGUGAGGGUUCAAGAAUGGUUCGUGAAUUGUUCGUCAUGGCACGAGAGCAUGCUCCAUCAAUCAUCUUUAUGGAUGAAAUCGAUUCUAUUGGAUCGUCACGAGUGGAGGGCUCAUCCGGUGGAGAUUCCGAGGUCCAGAGAACCAUGUUGGAGUUGCUCAAUCAACUGGACGGAUUCGAGCCUACCAAGAACAUCAAAGUUAUCAUGGCGACGAAUCGAUUGGAUAUUCUGGAUCCUGCUUUGUUACGGCCUGGACGUAUCGAUCGAAAAAUUGAGUUCCCACCGCCAACUGUCGAGGCUAGAGCAGAUAUUCUCCGAAUCCACAGCCGAAGCAUGAAUCUGACCCGAGGAAUCAACUUGACAAAGAUUGCCGAGAAGAUGAAUGGAUGUUCGGGGGCGGAGCUGAAGGGUGUAUGCACUGAGGCAGGAAUGUACGCUUUAAGAGAACGGAGAGUGCAUGUCACGCAGGAAGAUUUCGAUCUGGCUACGGCCAAGGUUCUGAACAAGCACGACGACAAGGAGGUCAGUCUCGGAAAAUUAUGGAAGUAG